This is a messenger RNA of Chiloscyllium plagiosum (whitespotted bambooshark), 385 nucleotides long. The record is from RefSeq and is a predicted model, not a curated record. NCBI's taxonomy places the organism in Eukaryota, Metazoa, Chordata, Chondrichthyes, Orectolobiformes, Hemiscylliidae.
AGCGUCUGAAGAAGGAGGAGAAGGGGAGGCAGGAGAUCGAGAAGCUGAAACGCAAGCUGGACGGCGAGUCAACGGACUUCCAGGAGCAGAUUGCGGAGAUGCAGCAGCAGAUCGAGGAACUGAAGGCACAACUUCUGAAGAGGGAGGAGGAACUGCAGGCAGCUAUGGGCCGGAUCGAUGAGGAGGUGAGCCAGAGGAAUAGCUCCCUGAAGAUGAUCCGGGAGCUGCAGACUCAGAUUGGGGAGCUGCAGGAGGACCUGGAGGCUGAGAGGAACAUCCGCACCAAGGCCGACAAACAGCGGAGGGACCUCAGCGAAGAGCUGGAGGCGCUCAAAACCGAACUGGAGGACACGCUAGACACUACGGCGGCUCAGCAGGAACUGAG